Molecule: messenger RNA, 4131 nt
Organism: Aureobasidium melanogenum CBS 110374
Lineage: Eukaryota; Fungi; Ascomycota; Dothideomycetes; Dothideales; Saccotheciaceae
Exons: 1
Coding region: 1-4131 (1376 amino acids)
Source: RefSeq, a predicted model, not a curated record
AUGAAUCGCCACUAUGGUCGCUUUGCUUGGUCCUUCGCGACACAAAACCCAAAAGACGCCCGUGAAGUUAGAUACAAUGCAGAAGCCACCGCCGAGCUCAACUCUGGCGCAGCGCUUGCAAUUGUUGACAAGAAGCCUUUCUUGACUGUUAUCGAUAACCUGAGAGACUGGGAGAAAGACGCCGUCUAUGAGAUCGUUACUCCCCACCAAUUUGGACAUGGUUUUUCACCUUCCAAGCUGAAGUUAUCCUCGCCCGAGGAGCAUAUCGUCGGAAAGCCAUCCACCGAAGAACAAACAGCCGCAAUCAAUUAUGGUAAAUUGAUCGGUUCGUUGGAGGGCGGAAAGAUAUUGAGGAUUCCUUGGGCGGAGGACUCUACUGGUGCUAUCCCAGUCAUGGAUUCUGAGGUACCCGGAGAAAUGUUCUAUUACCUUCCUGCCCAAUUCGAGCGGUUUGCGAUGAGUCAGAAAUCCUUCGAGACCAUGCCUUCCUUUAUCAUCUUGAAGGAUGGUGACAUGCCUAGCUAUGUUUUCUGGAAGCGCAAAGCAGAGUUUCCACCAUCUUACACUGAGGCGGAUCUGACGGAGCAUCACCGAGCCAUACGAUCUGGUGCACCUACACCAGAGCCGCGCCCUGCUCCAGUUGCUGCCCCUACGUCAGAGACACGUCCUGCUCCGCUUGCUGUCGACAUCGCCAAGGCCGCUGAGGAAAAGCAUCCUCAACCAAUGUGGGAAAUCUUUGAUCCUCGCCUCGAAGAAGACCCCAUUGAGUUCUUGGAUUUCUACAAUGUUUGCUUGAACGGACGCAAAGGAAUCAGAAACAAAUUGAUGCUUCGCGAGGCCGACAUCGAUCGCGUCAACUACAUCAGCCCUUGUCUUGCCCACAACCACAAAGAGAUCGACGAGGAGUCCGGAGCUGCUGUUGCCGAAGCUGAAGAAACUGCCAUGGAUGUCGACCCUGCGCCCGUGGUCCCUUCGUCGAAGCCCGCUGCAGCCUCUACUUCCAAGCCUACCAACCUUGUUGCAUCCAAGCCAUGGGUACAGCCUGGACCUAUCCCCGACGAUGAUCCUUCGUGGCUACUUCUCCUUGCCAGACAAGACAGAGAGAGACAGAUCAGAGGUGCACGCAUCCGACCAAAGCCAGUUUUCACCAGCGAGUUCUGCAACGCACCUGGCAAAACAUCUGAUCCGAGGAAGGCAGUCCUUAGACGCGAGCUGUAUGACAAGUACUACCACCGUGCAGUCACAGCUAACCGCGAGAUCGAGAGCCGCUCCAAGUGCUGUCUUGCUUGCGGACUUCAGUGGACUCAGUGCCCCACAACUAGACACGCUCACUACAAGCAGCAUCGCGACGAGCUCAAGCUUUAUCGCCAACAUUGCCAGAACCAGAAUAUCCUUCUCGAGGACCCAUUGCGCGUGGAAAGCCUGGACCCAGCAAAGGCUCCCAUGACCGACAACGUUCCCGCAAUCAACUGGUUCAGAGACUUGGAACAAAUCAUUCUCAACAUGGAGAACGAAUUGCUCGAACGUGAACAGACUUGCCGUAUCUGUGACGCUCAUGUCGACUUUGCCGACGAAAGCAUGUCUGAUCAUUACCAGAAGCAUGCCAUCGAGCGCAAGCAGUUGCGAACCAUCGGUGAGAUUGCCAAUUCAGUGCCGACAACUCCUACUGUAAUUGUCACGCCAGAGGGAGCUUCUUUCAUCAAUGGAUCGGCAAAGAGCUCUCCUGCUCGUAGUUACCAUGGUCCCUCCGCCACUCCAGAGUACAUCAGACGUAUCUAUGAGAAUCAAGAUGAGGCAAGAGCCAAGAAGGCGCUUGAGGAGUCAGGCAAGAUGGCCGACAUCAUGGUGAAUGUUGCCGAGCGAAUCAGAGAAACUGGUACUAUUCAACAAGCUCAAUUGUCGCCUCCAAUCUCGCUCUCUUCGGGCUCCAAGUCAAGCGAGCCUGUCGUUGCGGCAUCUGAUGAUGUGAUGGACACCACUGAGGAUGGCCCAAUCCACUCGGAUGUUGUUGGCAACACUACAGCUCAAGUUGUCUUUCCCCCUUUGAUGACGCCUACAACACCAUCACCUAAAGUCGCUAAGGACAACCUCGACUUCCUCUCCACGUACGAUGCCCACACGGUCCCAAAGAGCAAAGUCCGUCUUGAACGCAUUGUGAUCCAAGAUGACGAUACUGAUUUGUACGCUUCCGCUGCCCCUGUUCCUGUCGAGCCUGUCGAAGAGCAACACGCUGACAACGAUCAAGCAGAGAUCGUUCAAGCCAUUCGGAGCAAUUCGGGCGAGCUGCUCGCCUUGGACGACGCCGUGAUCAACGACAGCGAAGACGUCGAGGAGGUGCUUGACGCUGAAGUAACCGAGAGCCAAGAGGCGGAGGAGCUGCCAGAAGAGUUUGAGGUUGAUGAUGAAGAAGUCGCUGAGGAAGUGCCUAAGGAGUCCGAGCGCAUUGAAGUUGACGACGCCAAAAUUUCUGACGGAAGUGCUAGAAGCCAGGUCUACUACCCACCCGAUGAUGGCUUGUUCGACAAUCUAGAGCCGAACUCGGAGCUCCCUCUGGAAAUUGGCAUCUCCAAGUCUGAAACCGAGCUCGAUGCUGCAAAACUCCUUGCUCUUGCUAUCGGAGACAGAUCCCUACGCAAGCUGAAGAAGACCCUCAACCUAGAACAAGCGUUCGUUGCUCUCGACAUGACGAACGGGUUGAUCUACGCUGUCGAGUGUGAAUCGCCCAGGCAUGAGCUUGUUUCAAAAGAGCAGGCGGUCUAUGGUCACUUGAUAGACCGUCUUUUCUUCUUAAGCAAAGACAGUCAGCACAAACGUUCUGAUAAGGCGCCCGUCAAUCCUGAACGAGCCAGCUUCAAGGAUGCCUAUCUUGAAUCCGAUGAUCUGCUCAACGGUACCAGUCUUGAGUGGUAUGAUAUCUGGAGGGUCGUCAUGAAAGCUAAGCAGGCUUUCGAAGAGUGGGUUGCUCAGAAUAGCAAAGACUCCAUCUCGUCAAUCAGGCAACGAAUUGUGGAGCUUUUGAGAAGCGAGUUGAUGAACACCUCACUUUAUGGAUACCAAGACGGGCCUUUGCCCAUCGACACUAUGGUACCUGUCAGACACGACCGCCUCGAUCUUCGGCAAGGAGACCUUCGUAUCGACUACAUUUUGACCCGAGCACUCAAUUGGGGAUGCGGUUUCAACGAUCUGAGAAUUCUCGCACACCAAGCUUGGGAGAUGGCCAUAGACAUGAUCAAGACUGAACGUGCAUCGCCCAGUGCAAAGGGACCUGAGGCAGCCAGACUUAGGAUCAUACAUCAAGUCCAGGAGUGGGUUCGCUCUCAGAUCAAGAAGGAGAAGCAGUGGAGGCGCGCAGAAGGUCAACGACUCAGACAGAACGAGCCUCGGGAGCAAUGGGCAAACCAGGCUACUCCCAUCGUCUCACCCGCGAGAUGGUCUACCGAAGGUUUAGCCAGCGAGACUCCUCGUACUCCCUUCCACUCCCCUUGGACACCAAUAGCGCCGUCAACGCCUCGCAAGACCAGCAGUGGCAAGGAAAGCGGCAAGCGUAAGCGUCCUGCACCAUUGCCCACUCCCAUCUCCUACCGCAAGCGCAAGGCCAGCGACGACAGUUUCCAUCCCGGUCCUCCUAGUCCUUUCAAUCCGGACGAAGUGUCGCCCAGAAUCUCCAAGAAGGCCCGUAAGAGUUCUGACCCGCUGUACCGUCCUGGCUCUGCUCUUCUGGAUCCUACCACACCUCCUGUGACUCCUAAGGCUCCCAAACGUGUCCUCAACCGCGAGGCUGAUGGCCGCUUUGCCAAGAAGGUUGAGAAGAAGUCCAAGGCCAAGAAGGCCGAGAAGAAGCCAAAGAAAGUCACUUUCGACGCUUCUGUGAGAUCAAAGUCUUCUUCUCGUGGACUGCCCUCUCCUCAGGUGGUGAUCACAAAGAAGCCUGUCACCAAGAAAUCUUCUUCCUCAACAACACCCGCCAAGAAGACUUCUGAGGCUCUGGCUCCCAAAUCGACGAAGAUUGGUGUCAAGAAGGUUUCAAACAAGGCCAAGAAGACCGAACCUGUCGCUUCUGCUACGAGGCCGAAGCGUCAAGCCGCUAUUAAGGCUGAGAAGAGUUUUGGCAAGACCAAGAUUGUUGGUUGA